Molecule: messenger RNA, 1071 nt
Organism: Haemonchus placei
Lineage: Eukaryota; Metazoa; Nematoda; Chromadorea; Rhabditida; Trichostrongylidae
Source: the annotation of a GenBank genome assembly
AUGCCACUAGCCGGAAUCAUCUGUGAAAGUUCAUAUGGAUGGAGAUCACUUUACUACCUCCAAGGAUUGUUCACACUUCUGCUUUUCGCCUUAUUCUGCUAUUUCUUCCAGGAUUCCCCAACCCUUCACAAAAAUGUGAGCGAAAAAGAGCUAACCAAGAUCCAACUUGAUAAAACCUAUGCUGAUUCGUCAGCCCGAGAGCCGGUACCCUUCUUCAAUGUUAUUCGAGAUCCUUGUAUCUUUGGAAUUUUCUUAUCCGACGUUGGAGCACAUCUUGGAUUCUUAACUUUUCUCUACUAUGGACCAGUUUAUGUGAAUAAGGUGCUGCAUUUUGAAGUGAAAUCUACUGGUUUUGCCACAGCGUUACCGUAUUUAUUGUGUGCCGCAGUGAAAAUGGCUGCCGGCCCCACUUCAGAUCGUGGUAUUUGCAUUUCGGAACGAACACGAGUAAUUAUAUUCGGAUCUAUUUCUCAGGGUUGUAUGGCUAUUUGCUUUUUUGCAUUGGCAUUCACGGAUUCUCCCCACUUGGCUCAAGCUCUCUAUACUAGUGCAAUUGUGUUCAGUGGACUUAAUAUAGUAGGAGCUGCCAAGUGCGCUCAGCUGAGGGCUCGCCAACAUGCACACUUCGUUAUGGCAGUGCUGUCGAGUAUCGGUUGUAUAAUUACACUCCUACUUCCCGUAUUCGUCACACUCGUCUGCCCGGAUAACACUCAUACACAGUGGUCUCGGUUGUUCCUCGAAAUAGCUGUUAUCGUGGUAGUUAUGAAUCUACCGUUUGUAUUUGUGGCUCAAACGGAACCUGCACCAUGGACUGCUCCUGGAUUUGCAGCAUCACUGUCGAAGAAAAUUGCCAACGAAACGAAAUUACCAGCUGUAAUUCAAUUCGAAGUACUGCCAGCAAUAUUACUCGAAGACGAUGAGCGAACUGAAGAAAUCGGUCUUUUCGGGGUGGAGAUGGUGACAACCACUGGGGAUACUACGUGCCUUCCGACGACCGACGACGACGGUGUAACUGAUGAUGAAGAUCGACGAAGAUUUGAACUCGUUGACGAGCGUCGUCCUGGGGUCUGA